Molecule: messenger RNA, 2980 nt
Organism: Hippocampus zosterae (dwarf seahorse)
Lineage: Eukaryota; Metazoa; Chordata; Actinopteri; Syngnathiformes; Syngnathidae
Product: mitochondrial coenzyme A transporter SLC25A42
Exons: 8
Coding region: 474-1451 (325 amino acids)
Biological process (GO): transmembrane transport
Cellular component (GO): mitochondrial inner membrane
Source: RefSeq, a predicted model, not a curated record
CCAUAAUGCAUCUCCACUCGCCCUUGUCAACUUGACGAAGGGAGGGACGGCAGGGGCUGUGUUUGUGACAGGAGCAGCAGCAAGCAUGGACGAUGUCAACCACUUCAAGUCGCCUCUGCGCGACUGAAUGAUAGAAUUACUUACAAGUCUGCGUACAUUUCACGCUGCAGAGUUGUCUUACGUCUACCGCAGCGCAUUUGCUCCAGUAAAAAAAAAUAAACACAAGCAGUUGUGUAGCAGCGAGCUAACGGGUCGCUAGCGUUAUCUAACAAGAUCUCUGGCUAACUUGAAUGCCGAAAGGCGGCUACUAGGAAUACUAGUUUAUGUUUGGACAAUCCAACGGGGACAAGUUUUCCAAAGCAUUGGAAAUUGUGCCGGUGUCAAAUCGGCUCACAGAGCGAUUGCCCUCCUGGUGGUGGGAUUCAUGAGUGCGCUCCGAGGCAUCAGCGGCGUCUUACUGGUAGUCCUCGGGCAUGGGGAGUGGAGUCCAGGAUCAACGUGCAGCGCUCGCCCACGGAGAAGUGCUGCCGCGGGCCUCCACUCAGUCAGAAGGCCUGAAGCAAACUCGCUCUGUCCUCAACUCGCUCUUCUCGGGGGCGUUAGCGGGAGCCGUGGCAAAAACUGCUGUCGCGCCGUUGGACAGGACUAAAAUCAUCUUUCAAGUGUCUUCAGCAAGAUUCUCUGCUAAAGAGGCCUACCGGUUAAUCUACCGCACAUACCUGACGGAUGGCUUCUUCGCGCUGUGGCGCGGAAACUCCGCCACAAUGGUGCGAGUCAUUCCGUACGCCGCCAUCCAGUUCUGCGCGCACGAGCAGUACAAAAGUCUCCUGGGUGACUACUACGGCUUUCAGGGGAAGGUCCUCCCACCGCUCCCGAGGUUACUGGCCGGCUCGAUGGCCGGCAUCACUGCAGCCAUGUUGACGUAUCCUCUGGACAUGGUGCGAGCUCGAAUGGCUGUUACGCCGAAAGAAAUGUACAGCAACAUUCUGCAUGUGUUUGUGCGGAUCUCCCGGGAAGAAGGACUGAAGACCCUGUAUCGAGGUUUUACGCCCACUAUACUGGGCGUGGUCCCCUAUGCUGGCCUCAGCUUCUUUACCUAUGAGACGCUGAAAAAGCUUCACGCAGAGAGAAGUGGGCGCCCACAGCCCUACUCGUAUGAACGGCUGGCUUUUGGGGCCUGUGCGGGCCUCAUCGGUCAGUCGGCGUCCUACCCGUUGGACGUGGUACGGCGGCGGAUGCAGACGGCGGGGGUCACGGGUCACACGUACGGCACCAUCCUGGGCACCAUGAGGGAGAUCGUGUCCGAGGAGGGGCUUAUCCGAGGACUCUAUAAAGGCCUCAGUAUGAACUGGGUCAAAGGGCCCAUUGCAGUGGGGAUCAGCUUCACCACCUUUGACCUGACUCAAAUCCUCCUGAAGAAGCUGCACGAGAUGGGCUACGCAUCCCGGUAAUGGCGAGAAAAUACACAACUUGUGAAUGUGAUGCCUUCACUGGGAACUGGAAAGAGUGAGCGAGGAAUGAGUUUUGUGUUAAUCGAGGCAAACGCGCACAUACUCGCAGUCAGUGGAUCAUGGGUUCUAACACGCGUGCUCCACAAAACAUGCGACUCGGCGGCGUCUGGCGUUCUUGUCAUGCGGCAAAGUGCAAAUAUGCUCUCUGGUUGUUGUCUGUACUCGCGUGAUCGCUAAACCUCAGACAGGGCCCGAGGGUAUAAAUGUCACUGACACGCCGAGGGGCUUCCAGUUGCCUUCGACAACGCUGAAAGCUGCCAUUUAUUUACUGUCCACUUUAUAGAUUCUGUCAUCAAUGAGAUUAGGCCUAAAAUAGGUUUGAUGUGGAAUAAUAAGAACUCAAUUCUAUUCCAGUGCUCUCGCAAAGUGACUGAAUCAUUUAGAUCAACUUUUAACAUUUUGCUUCUUACAGGGCUACAUGAUAUUGGGGUGGGGGACGCAUGCGAUUUGCAAUAUGGGUUAUGAAUAUUGCAAUAUGUUUUUUUUUUCAUGCGGCAAAAUAAACAAGCUCAAUGUAUACUAAGAUAAUUAAUUGCCAUAACUUUGAAAAUAUAUCCAGACACUUUUUGACCUCUGAAACGACAAUGUUAGCGUUUAUAUACGUAGAUUCCACGAAUGAUACCAAAGUUAUGUGGCACAGGAUAGCUGUGGAUGAGAUAACUGGGUUAAUAUAAUGACGCACAAGAAUUCUCAGACGAGGCCCGGUCUCACAUUAGUGGGCAUUUUAACAUUUCAGUUGAAGAUGUGAUUUUUAUUUUUAUUUUUUUCCUUCUGGCUGACUUAUUUCGUACAUGUAAAACAUCAUCAGUGAAGAGGCAUUAGCUAACUAUUGUCUGUCACUUUGGCACAUUGUUUUUUUUUUUUUCAAAGUCACUUUUCAACGUGAGACAAUCUUAACAUAGCUGCUUCAUGCCUUCAAUAUUUAUUAAGUGACAUGGAAUCGACAAAUGUGACUAUGUUUGAUUAAUAUAUCAACUUUGAAACACAACUUGAAUUUCUAUCGAUCACACUGGUAAAUGUGUUUUGUGGAGUCGGGUCUGACAGCUGUUUUGAACUCAUUUUUGGUUGCGGGAUCCGAAACUGAUUUCAUUUUUUCUCUUUUAUCGCGUCAACUUUUUGAGCUUAUCAUAUCAAUGUUUUCUUGAGAAAGUAUUCACUAAAUGCCUAUGUAUGUAAACAAAAACACUACAAUGGAAUAGUUACAAGUUUUGAAAAUGGAUAAAAAAACUGCAUGAAUCAAAUUUCCAGCAGUAUGCCCAUGGUUGCAAGGUUCAGAGAAAAGCCAACACUAACUUUUUUUCCCCUUUCAAAUCAUUUCUCAGCAUUAUCAGUAAGUAAGCAGCACUUAGAUCAGGGGUCCCCAACCGCUGGGCCGCGAACCGAUACCGGUCCUCGGGGCAUUUGGUACCGGGCCGCACAAUAAGAACUUGCAUUAAUUCCGUCGUAUUUAUUUUGGAAUACGAAAGAUA